This is a messenger RNA of Bombus impatiens (common eastern bumble bee), 1288 nucleotides long. RefSeq names its product probable endochitinase. The transcript has a single exon. NCBI's taxonomy places the organism in Eukaryota, Metazoa, Arthropoda, Insecta, Hymenoptera, Apidae. The coding region runs from base 79 to 618 and encodes 179 amino acids. Gene Ontology annotation, cellular component: extracellular region. The record is from RefSeq and is a predicted model, not a curated record. Gene Ontology annotation, molecular function: chitin binding.
UGAUGAAACUAAGAAACAUAUUCUCUUUGAUUUUCGGCAAAUGAGCAUCGUUUUCUGUAAACCAGUAAAAUACGCAAAAUGAACGUACUCCUCGUUGCGUUUGAAAUUCUUUUCAUCUUUAAUUCGAUUCCCAUUGGGACGCUUCAAAUAAUUCCAUCUAAGCGAACAUGUGUAAUGCAAGGAACAUUUGAAAUCGUGGAUGGAACGUGUGCUAAUUAUUAUAUAUGUGUUUUUAACGGAGUUGAAUUCAUAUCAUACGAUAUGUCGUGCGCACCUACGAUGCUAUUUGAUCCCUCGCUAAAAUAUUGCACAUCGUCUACGAAUUAUGUCUGUAAGCAAAUUGCACCAUUGACGUCAAGUUCCACGUCAAGUUCCACGUCAAGUUCGACAUCAAGUACGACGCCAAGUACGACGCCAAGUACGACGCCAGUUCCUAAAUGCGUUACAAGUGGUAGAUUUCCAAAAGCAGAUUGUCAGCAAUAUUAUUUCUGUUACGUGAAUGGUGCAACGAUCAUCAAAUAUGAUCUUAAGUGCCCAAACGGUUUACAAUUUAACCGUGUAACGCAAAAAUGUGUAUUACCUUGUCCAGAUCCUAAGACAUGUCCACCUUGUGUAUAAUCUAAAUAAAUUUUCUUGAAAUAGAUUAUAAAUCUCUUAAAGAUAUUUUCAAUAUAUUGUUCGACUAUGUUCUCAUUAAAGUUACAUCAUAGAUAAUAAAACUAUCGUAUGUAUAUGUGAGAUUAAAUAUUGUGAAACAAAAAAUUUUCUGAAAUGUAAAAACGUAUUGAAUAAUUCACCAUGAUACUCGUUUGAACAUGUAUCUAAGUUUUAGAUGAGAAUAAUAUAAAGUUUUGACAUAGAUACGAUAUAGAUACAAGAAUGUUAUAUAUCAUGAGAUAUUCAAUAUGUAUAUAUGUACAUUAUAUUUUACUUAUCUUAUUUCAAAAAGAAUUCUAAUUACUUCAUCUACUAAUACAAAUAGAAGAUAUAGGAUAUCGCUUAUAACGUACUAUGGAACUACAGUUCUAUGAUGGUGAUUCUAUGUGUAAAAAAUGAGUCAGUAAUGUAGAAUACAAUCUUUUUGUACAAACAAACGAAUUACGUCCGAUGAAUAGAGUAAACGAACAACGAAAAAGAAAAACAAGAAAAUGUACGAAAAGAGCAAACAGAUGUCUAAAGUCUUAUUUCUGCGAACAAAUAUAUCGAUCAACUCCAUCGAUCUUUACAAAUGUAUUAAAAGUAAUGCUUAAAAUUAACGAUACAACUUAAAGCUGGGACUUAAAAUUCA